AUGGUCAACAACCACUCAACCAACAUACUCGAGCCAGUCUCACUCGCCGAACUACCCAAACCCGGUCCAUACAUCCCAAACCCAUCAGCACAGUCAGCUCUCUCGGUAAUCAAGACUUACAACCACGCAAGACAAUCCACAGUCACCUCCCUCAUCACCAUCGACCUCACUCAAGUACAGGACCAACAAGCAUCAUCACACACCACCGUACUCACCGAUCUAGCCUACGCCGAAGCAGUCUGGUUGGACUCCAACUCGAUCCUAUACCUCCGUCCACCAGGGGCGCAGGAAGCUGGUCCCGAUCUAGACCCGCUCAUCAGUACCAAACUCGCCCGGGAACAUCUCAAAAAACGACUUGAAGAACUCGCUGAUGACCAGGGGAAAGGAAUCGAGUUAUGGGCGAUUCGGAUAGGAGGAAAAGGGGAUAAGAAGGCCUAUCGGGUUGGCUCUCUGCCCGUCCCGAUCGGAAACAUCAAGUUUCAGUCCUUCUCCUCAUCGUCCGCGGGGGUACUGGGCUUCUCUGUUGAUGUUUAUCCUCCCUACGACACCGAAGCUCUGAAGAAUUUACAUAAAUUGGAACGCUCGUUCGAGGAGGCCGCCGAAGGCUCGACAGGACAAACCUACGAUUCUGUUUAUGUGCGUCAUUGGGACGAAUGGAUUGAUCAACAUGGGAAAGAGGCCCGAUUGUUCGUCAUCGACCUCGAACAAAAGGAGGACCAUACCUGGUUUAUUCCGGAUUCUCAUCAGCCACGAUCCCUGUUUCCAAGCUUGAGUGUUCCAGUGGGUCCAUCCGGGUCGAGCUCCGAUUUUGAUCUGUCCUCCUCUUCAGCAGUCGUGACGGCGAAAGACCCUGAUGUUAACCCUGCUUGGCAUACCCGUCAAAAUAUCUACAUCAUGCCCCUUUAUCCGAGAACAAAAUUACUUCCAAAGCCGCUUCAGCUAACCACUGGCGACCAAGGAGGAACAUCAAAUCCCGUCUUCUCGCCUUCAGCGAAGAACGCCAAUGGAUGUGAUCAAGGUAAAGUGGCCUGGUUGGAAAUGAACUGUGAUGGUUAUGAAUCCGACCAGAACCAAGUGGUUGUCUACAACCUCGAGUCGCGCACGCGGUCUUACUUUGCCAAAAGCUGGGAUAGAUCUCCUUCGAAAAUCAUCUGGGGAAAGGACGAUGACGAGCUUUAUCUGCUAGCAGAAGAGCAUGGACGUGUGAAGGUUUUCUAUCUUUCUCUGGAAUCCAGCGAGGGUCCUGAAUGUCUUACCGACGAGAAUUCGGCAUCCUACCUAGCGUAUCUUGGCAAAAAGUCGGCGCAAGACGCAGAGAAGCCGGCAGCCCGAUUACUGUUGACAAUGUCUUCACUGGCCUUUGGUCCGACUCCCUACAUCCUGGACCUGGCCCUUCCCGACCACUGCACAAAAUGCACAAAGGUUGGCUCUUUGUGUGAUCUUAGCGGGACUACGCUCGAUGAAGGUGAAGACUUUUGGUUCCACGGCGCCGAGAAUCGAUCGGUGCACGGGAUCUUGAUCAGACCGCCAGGGUUUGUAGCCGACCUGGGCCAGAAGUGGCCCUUAAUGUUCUUAAUUCAUGGCGGUCCUCAAGGCGCUUGGGACAAAACUUGGAGCUUACGAUGGAACGCCAACACCUUCGCCGGUGCGGGAUACAUAGUCGCCAUGAUCAAUCCCACAGGCAGCACUGGAUAUGGGCAGAAAUUUACAGACUCAAUCAAGCAAGACUGGGGAGGAAAACCUUACAAGGAUCUAGUCGCAGGAUAUCAGUAUCUACUGAAGACCUAUGCCGAGAUUGAUGGAUCGCGUACAGCAGCUUUAGGCAAGUCCCAUGCGAUUUAA
Puccinia graminis f. sp. tritici CRL 75-36-700-3 is the source of this 1842-nucleotide messenger RNA. RefSeq lists its product as uncharacterized. The transcript is spliced from 8 exons. The record is from RefSeq and is a predicted model, not a curated record. Gene Ontology annotation, molecular function: serine-type endopeptidase activity. Bases 1 to 1842 code for a protein of 613 amino acids. NCBI's taxonomy places the organism in Eukaryota, Fungi, Basidiomycota, Pucciniomycetes, Pucciniales, Pucciniaceae. Gene Ontology annotation, biological process: proteolysis.